AUGGCAUGGUCAUCUUACCAUUCGUUCCAAUCAUUUGUUCACCAAGUAUGGAAUAGGGAGAUUGGCCUUGAACCUAACAAAACACGCAUGGCUCAAGCUCUCUCUUCUUGGAACAAAGACGUUUUUGGCAAUAUCUUUCAAAGGAAGAAAAGAGUUAUGGCUCGGCUGUGUGGUGUUCAAUACAGACUGGCUGAAUACUGUAGAUCGGACUUGCUCAAACUGGACUGCAAGCUGCGUAAGGAAAUGGAGGAAAUACUCUACCAGGAAGAGCUCCUUUGGUUCCAAAGAUCUAGGGAGGAAUGGAUCGUCUCCAGAGACCGCAACACGCAUUUUUAUCAUGUGGCUACUUCAGUAAAAAACAACUCCCUAAAGGUGAAGCUGAAAGAUGAUUUAGGAAAUUGGAUUACAGACGUAACUGCUAUACAAGACCAUAUACGCUACUACUUUGUGGAGUUCUUCAAGGCGAACCCGACGCUCACUACUGUUCUACCUCGCGGUUGCUUUCCUCCUAUACACAAUGAUGUCGACGUGAAGUUAAUAAGCCGUUCUCCCAAGAGGAAAUUAAGCAGGUUUUUUUUUGACAUGGCUCCUUGCAAAGCUCCCGGCCCCGAUGGCUUCAAUGCCGGUUUCUAUCAGCAAGCGUGGCAGACAGUAGGGGACUCGAUUAUUGCCUUUGCCUGA
Messenger RNA from Ipomoea nil (Japanese morning glory), 681 nucleotides. RefSeq lists its product as uncharacterized. NCBI's taxonomy places the organism in Eukaryota, Viridiplantae, Streptophyta, Magnoliopsida, Solanales, Convolvulaceae. The transcript has a single exon. The record is from RefSeq and is a predicted model, not a curated record. Bases 1 to 681 code for a protein of 226 amino acids.